This is a messenger RNA of Zasmidium cellare ATCC 36951, 1305 nucleotides long. RefSeq lists its product as uncharacterized. The transcript has 2 exons. Gene Ontology annotation, molecular function: transmembrane transporter activity. Gene Ontology annotation, cellular component: fungal-type vacuole membrane. NCBI's taxonomy places the organism in Eukaryota, Fungi, Ascomycota, Dothideomycetes, Mycosphaerellales, Mycosphaerellaceae. The coding region runs from base 1 to 1305 and encodes 434 amino acids. Gene Ontology annotation, biological process: transmembrane transport. The record is from RefSeq and is a predicted model, not a curated record.
AUGCCAGAAGGACCCAGCGACAUCAACAACACUACCGUCCAGACAGAGACUGGAGAUGAGAAGCCAGCAGAGGCCUCGAAAUGGACCGUCGUUACAGCCGCCGGGGCGGUGCUCUUCAUAGGCGUGGGCUACACAAACACCUUUGGCGUGUUCUCGAACUAUUAUCAGACUCACUUACUGGCUGGUGACCCUCCAGAGAAAAUCAUACUCAUUGGUAGCGUGGCCUCCAGUCUUUACUUCAUCUUGGGAGCAUUCACUGGACGCUUUGCCGAUCUCGUGGGGUAUCGAGUAUCGCUCAUACUCGGAGCUGCCUUGAUGGUGGUUGCGUUGUUCACGGCGAGUGUAUCGACCACGUUCUGGCAGCUGUUCAUGUCACAAGGCCUAACGUUCGGCUUAGGCCUGGCCUUUGUGUACAUGCCAACGACAACGAUCUCCAGGCAAUACUUCGGCGCUCGGAUGCAUGGUCUCGCAAAUGGAAUCAUUAUAUCAGGUGGUGCCUUGGGCGGAUGCGUGUUGCCGUAUUGCGUGGAUCUGAUGAUGGCGAAGUACGGCCUCGCAAAAACAUUCCGGAUCCUAGGAUACAUCGCCAUCGGAGUCCUCGUACCGAGUAUCUUCUUCUUAAAGCCGAGAGCAUCUCAGGACUCACGAACGCGUAGGGGUCAAGUGUUCGAUGUCGAGCUUCUGAAGAACAAACGUUUCCUGUGGCUGCUGGCGGCCUGUACUAUUGCUAUGAUUGGGUUCCUGCCAAGAUACUUUUUGAUCUCAUCGUCAGCUGAAGCCAAGGGCAUAGGGUCCACGUACGCAUCCUGGCUCUUGGGUCUCAUGAACGGGCUCUCGAUCAUAGGAAGAAUCGGCAUAGGCUAUCUCUCAGACCGGCUUGGCAAGGGCACUGCUCUUACUCUUAGCUUUCUUCUAUGCGGCAUUGGACACGUCGUAUUCUGGCUUCCUGCCGUGUCACUCCAGGAUGAGAAUACCGAAACAGCCAUAGCGUUGUUCACCCUCUUCGUUGUUUUCGUUGGCGUCUUGGGUUCCGGCUUCAUCUCCCUCUUCCCAGUCGUUGUGGCGGAUAUGUUCGGAUCUGAGAAUCUAGCAUCCAAGACUGGCUUGCUUAACACCGCCGUUGGAUUUGGAACCCUCGCCGGACCGAGCGCAGUAUACGCAAUCAUCGGUUCUGGCCUACACAGGAAAUGGAUGGCCGGCGUGCUCACAGCGGGGUUGUUGAUGCUUGUAGGAGGCAUCCUACUCUCUGCAAUGUCAGCACCGUGGAACAAGAUUCGACGGAGGACCGGGGCCGAGUCUGUGUGA